Molecule: messenger RNA, 1658 nt
Organism: Rubroshorea leprosula
Lineage: Eukaryota; Viridiplantae; Streptophyta; Magnoliopsida; Malvales; Dipterocarpaceae
Source: the annotation of a GenBank genome assembly
ACUCACCAGUUGCUAGCAGCUCUCCUUAUCCUUCAGGAUCAAUACAGAGCUGACCCUGGGAGAACAAAGACACUACAAAUUCAUGCUUCCCGCAAUCCACAGUUCUUCGUUUUCUUCUCAGGUUCUCUUCCCGUUACCUUCAAAACACGGGUGUUCUAAUCCAAUGAAGUCGGUUAUAAGAACUGAAACAUGUAAUGUUGGUGGGAAGAGGUCAACAAGACCAAGAACCAUGGUUUUUGGAAGCAAUGGGGAUAAACAAGAAGUGGGGUUUCAAGGUGGGGAAAGGCUUUAUCUUGGAAUGGAUUUUGGUACAUCUGGUGCUAGGUUUGUUGUUAUUGACAAGGAAGGGACAAUUCAUGCUGAAGGGAAGAGAGAAUAUCCAUCAUUUACGAAAGAAGAAACAAUGGACUGGGCUGGCUCAUGGAGAAUGACUCUGUUCUUGCUUCUCGAAGACAUUCCUGUUAACCUUCGCCCUCUCAUUUCUUCCAUUUCUAUUGAUGGGACUUCUGCAACUACCCUCAUAAUUGACAGUACCACUGGAGAACCAUUAAGCAAACCUCUUCUUUACAAUGAGAGUUGUCCUGAUGCCUUACCAAUAGUAAAGUCCAUUGCUCCUGUUAACCAUACAGUCUGCUCUGGUUCUUCUACCCUCUGCAAGCUUGUUUCAUGGUGGAACAAUGAUGAUUCAAAUAGAGAAUCAGCAUUGUUAAUGCAUCAGGUGGAUUGGUUGUUAUGGCUUCUCCAUGGGGAGCUUGGGGUUUCUGAUUACAAUAAUGCCUUGAAGGUUGGUUACGAUCCUGAGCUUGACUCUUAUCCACCUUGGCUGCUCUCUCAGCCAUAUUCUAGACUUUUACCUUCAGUUAGAGCUCCUGGAACUUCAAUUGGCCAUUUAAAAAAGGACAUUAGAAGACAAUUUGAACUGCAAAUGAAAUUUUAUAAAUAUGCUGUUGUAGGUCUUCCAGAUGAUUGUGUUGUAUGCACUGGAACUACUGAUAGCAUAGCGGCAUUUCUUGCAGCCCGUGCAACAAAACCUGGGAAAGCUGUCACUUCUUUGGGUUCUACACUUGCUAUUAAACUACUGAGCACCAGUAGGAUUGAGGAUGCAAGAUAUGGAGUAUACAGUCAUCGCCUUGAUGAUAAGUGGCUGGUUGGAGGUGCUUCAAAUACUGGUGGAGCUGUUCUCAGACAACUUUUCACUGACCAGCAACUAGAAAAAUUGAGCAAACAUAUUAAUCCUGCUGAAGCUUCAUCUCUAGACUACUAUCCUCUCCAAUCAGUUGGAGAGCGAUUUCCAGUGGCUGAUCCAAAUAUGCAACCAAGAUUGCAUCCACGUCCAGAAAGUGAUGUGGAGUACUUGCAUGGUAUUUUGGAAUCAAUUGCACGAAUAGAGGCAAAGGCUUAUAGCUUAUUGAAGGAUCUUGGGGCAACCCAAGUUGAUGAAGUGUUUACUGCUGGCGGCGGUGCCAAGAACGAGAAAUGGAUAAAGAUCCGUGAGAGAGUACUUGGUUUGCCGGUGAGCCGAGCAAUUCAAACAGAAGCUGCCUAUGGAGCUGCUCUAUUAGCACUAAAGGGUGUACAAGGGAACUAGUGAUUUACAUUAUUAUGUAUAAUAACUUGUUCAUGUAAAUCAUUUUAUGUAAUAAUAUGUGUAUAUGAUU